Messenger RNA from Oncorhynchus mykiss (rainbow trout), 1132 nucleotides. NCBI's taxonomy places the organism in Eukaryota, Metazoa, Chordata, Actinopteri, Salmoniformes, Salmonidae. The record is from RefSeq and is a predicted model, not a curated record.
UAACAACAACAACAGGAAGAGCAACAUGCUCCUCAACACCUCCUCAAACUCAACCAGUAGAGAGGACAAUAACAACAACAGGAAGAGCAACAUGCUCCUCAACACCUCCUCAAACUCAACCAGUAGAGAGGACAAUAACAACAGGAAGAGCAUCAUGCUCCUCAACACCUCCUCAAACUCAACCAGUAGAGAGGACAACAACAGGAAGAGCAACAUGCUCCUCAACACCUCCUCAAACUCAACCAGUAGAGAGGACAAUAACAACAACAACAGGAAGAGCAUCAUGCUCCUCAACACCUCCUCAAACUCAACCAGUAGAGAGGACAACAACAACAGGAAGAGCAUCAUGCUCCUCAACACCUCCUCAAACUCAACCAGUAGAGAGGACAACAACAGGAAGAGCAACAUGCUCCUCAACACCUCCUCAAACUCAACCAGUAGAGAGGACAACAACAACAGGAAGAGCAUCAUGCUCCUCAACACCUCCUCAAACUCAACCAGUAGAGAGGACAACAACAGGAAGAGCAACAUGCUCCUCAACACCUCCUCAAACUCAACCAGUAGAGAUGACAAUAACAACAACAGGAAGAGCAACAUGCUCCUCAACACCUCCUCAAACUCAACCAGUAGAGAGGACAACAACAGGAAGAGCAACAUGCUCCUCAAAGCCACCUCAAACUCAACCAGUAGAGAGGACAACAACAACAACAACAGGAAACUCAAGCUACACUCACAACCAACUCAAGUAAACAAACACACAAACAAAAGCGUCCAACUGAAGUUUGGACCAAUCAGACACAGAACACAACAAUAUUUACCGUCAGUCCUGGGAAUAAACCACCGAACUGUGAAUGCAGAAGCAGUUCCUUCACGGAUUUGUACUCAAUGUUUUAGUUUUGACUGUCCCGUUGGUCGGUACGGUCUCUUUAGGUUCACUACCAACUUCUACAGUACUCAUUUUAUUUUGGAACGUGCCCAUGUGGUCCGUUGUGAGUCCAGUGUUAGCUGUCUAUCGCCGUCGUAUAGUGGCAAGCAGAGAGGAGACUGACAGUCCCGCCCACACCUCAGAGCAUCAUGGAAGACUUCCUGACCAAUGGGAGAACAUGAGAGAAACCUUUGACAUCACCCCACC